CUUUAAAGGAAUGUGCGUCCAAGUUCCUAUACGUCCGUUUAUACAAGAUACAACACAAUCCAUAACGUACAACAACUUCCAAAAUCUUGCUGUCAUUAACAAAUACCAACAUCUUAACAUACAUUGGCUGGCCACCGCCUUUUACUUAAAUGACAAUAUUGCCACCGCCCGUACUUCGUAUGAAGCUUCGGCC
This is a messenger RNA of Funneliformis caledonium, 193 nucleotides long. The record is from the annotation of a GenBank genome assembly. NCBI's taxonomy places the organism in Eukaryota, Fungi, Glomeromycota, Glomeromycetes, Glomerales, Glomeraceae.